Babesia sp. Xinjiang is the source of this 4977-nucleotide messenger RNA. RefSeq names its product CWF19-like protein 2. The coding region runs from base 1 to 4977 and encodes 1658 amino acids. The transcript has 4 exons. Gene Ontology annotation, cellular component: post-mRNA release spliceosomal complex. Gene Ontology annotation, molecular function: protein binding. Gene Ontology annotation, biological process: mRNA splicing, via spliceosome. The record is from RefSeq and is a predicted model, not a curated record. NCBI's taxonomy places the organism in Eukaryota, Apicomplexa, Aconoidasida, Piroplasmida, Babesiidae.
AUGAGCGAUCAAGUCAUCGCCAUAUACAAACUACAGGAGUUCUUCGGAGAUUUCGCUUCAUACGAUAGGCUAUGCCGUAAUGUUAUGAUUACGUGUCAAGUGGACUUCGAUGCCAAUAACCACCUAGUAGCACUCAAUAUGGUACCAAAUCUAGCAACGGAUACUUCAUGUGUAUUCUAUGCACUGCUAUACAGCAUUGAAAAUGGAAAGUAUCGAAAAUGGCUGGCGCCAUGUAAAAUGACACCACCAGAUGCAAGAAGGGUACUAGAUAUUAUACCGGAACAUGAAAUAAGAGAUCCAAAAAUACAUAUGGAUACACUUGAACAAACUAUUAGGUUACUGCUAAGGAUAGGAUUUGGAACUGAUGAAGUUAGAUCGAUCAUGCAAAUAUUAGCAGCUGUGGUACUAUUUGAUACAUACAAUAUCGUAAGGGCACGUAUCGAUGAGCAGGAAACGAAGAAAACUGAACCGAAUACGCAAGAUAAGGAUGAUGAAACAAACAAGACACGCAGACAUUCAGGAAAAAGAGUUACAAUAAAAGAUAAUCGAGAUACUAUUCUAAACCCUAAAGAUAUAUUGGUUUUCGCUGCAGAAGUAAUAGAUAUACCUUUAUUGAGGGCACCUGCAAAUACACUGACGUCACCUGAUCUAUUGUUCAGAUUGGAUUUAUUAGGAGCUAAUAACAAAUGGCAGUUCGAUAACAUCGCACCGGCAUUGUUUAUCAGAUUAAAGCUGGCAAUAUACAGAAGAGCUAAUAGGUUCCUAAGUAUUCAAAGGGCAGGACCUGCAUGUUCAUCCAUCGCUAUACAUUGCAACUCGGGGUCGUUCCCACAGUCACUAAGGGUCAAACAACAUGGUGAUACCGAAAUAGCAAGAAGAGCCUCUGAAGAAGCUUUCGUAUACCACUUCAGUAACGCAACGGAAUGUGGAAACAAUGUGUCAACUACAGAGUUUGCAAGGAGGAAUGCUGCGGCGGUAAACACGUUGACAAAAGAUACAGGGUUAUUGGCCAAGAUCGUACUAGCGGCACAAAAAUAUUCAAAAGAUAAAAAUUACGAUCCUGCAGUUGAUCUUGGAGAUAUUACGACAGUACAACACUCAUGGCAAAAUGUGGAAUAUGAUCUAGUGUCUAUUGCAAAAGAUGAAGUUUCAAUGUUCGCAUUACCGGAAGGGAUAUGUAAACUAUUAUCAUAUUCAAGUAACCAAUUUGUUGUUAGUCUAUUGAUACCAAAAAGGUCAAACCACACAGUAUACGGAACAUGUGCCGUAGCACUCAGCUAUAUCAGGUUUCUUAACGAUUGCGUUACGAGAGAUGACCUUACAUAUCACGUUGUAUGCACGUAUCCAAGGUUGGGACGCAAAAUAUACAAAAAGGUCAAUGAACAAGAAACAGCAAUGACUCAUGGAAAUGUACAACCACAGCAUAUAGCACAAGAUGUAAGGUUGCUGAAACGAGCACUGUCAACUAAUAUACCAAUUAUAGACCUCUGUAUGGCACAAAGGGAACAUUCACAGGUCACCCUAGAAUUGGAAGUCGCGUUAAAUACGUUCAUGCCAAUCGCAUAUGUGGCACUACAGCCGUCAAUGCACCGGACAAUACCGCUAUUAGAAGGUGAAGAAGCGUUCAGGCUUAUGCUACACGCAUUCAAUGUACCGGAUUCAGCAUGCCGUAUAGAAGGAGAAAAGGUUACGUUGAAACGAUCGUUAUGUGUAAAACUCAUGGCAAGAGUAUCGAGCUAUCUAAACAGGGUAGUAGACAGUGUAAGACUGAUACAGAGUUGGUGGAUAGGUUACAAUACUAUACAGUUAAAAAGAGUGCUACGACGAGUUGUAGUUAGACUUCAAUCACGAGCACGACAACUCAUAUUCAGAGACCAUGUCAACGCAAUAGCUAGAGGACGAAGCCUCAGCCUAGACUUUAUUGGAUAUUGCCUAGUAGUAUACCAUCUAAAGGUUAGCCUCCAGUCGUCAUCGCACAAGACCUUACAACUACUACACUCUAUGGAAAAAAGAUAUCAUGAAAAGGAAUAUCACUGUAUACAACAUGCAGCAGCUACAUAUAUACAAGCAUGUUGGCGCGGUCGUACCGUGAGACGACAGUAUGCUAGGAUGAAACGUGCAAAGGUCGAAGAAUUCGCACUGACACUAGUACAGGCGACUAUCAGAAGGUUCCUAGCUACUGCGGCAAUAGUACAGAAAAAACCUAAACGUGAAGUCGCAGCAACGAGGAUACAAGCUCAGUUCAGAGGAUAUAAAGCAAGGUGCCGUUAUGAAGUGCUAUCGGGGCUUAAACUAGCUUUACUCUCAAUUGUUAGAAAAGGGGCUAUGCUUAUCAGCCUAAGUGAACAGCUCAAGUUCGUUAAAGAACGCAAAAAGGUUAAUUCUACAACUGUGGAAAUUAAGAGAUUGAUCAUGAUGCAAACUAACCUGCCACCGGGAUUUGUAAAAGCACAAAAUAUGAUCAGGAUGCACUUUGUAAGGAAACAGUAUCUAUACCUAAGGGCAGCUAUUGAUAAGGUACAAGCAAUCGCAAUGACCAAGGUAGCAAGGAUACGAUAUUUAACAAGGGUAAAAGCAGCAAAAACUAUACAACGCUGGUGGCGUGGAGUACGCAAACCAGGAUUAUCGAUCAUACCUGGUAAUAUACUGUACUACCUAAAUAUAAGGGAACACGCUGCAUCGGUACCACUGCGACAAAUUUGCAACCUUAUAGGACACGCACUCUUCCAUUUCAGAGCCUACCAAGAUAUAAGAAUGAUAUACCCUCGGUCAUGGGCUGCAUACCCGAUCACACUGCUAACACAUCUCUUGCAAGUACAAAGAUCGCUCAUCGAAACAUGUGGAGCUGAAUCUCCCAAGCUCAAUGGGUUACAGUUUGCUAUCUCAGCUUAUCACAGUCUCAUGCUAGUCAGAUAUUCGAAUGGUGGCGGAUCAAAGCUAUAUUCCUGGGGAGGACAGUCAGUGCUGGAUACAGAUGCCACGAGAAAACCGAAUGCCAUGUACAUGGAAAAACCACUGGAGUUCUAUCAAUUGGAAAAUACUGAUAUAGAACCGGCAGGAAGACACAAAUUGAUACUAAUAGAUGAUGUAGAAAUAGUAUCAGUUGCUUGCGGGAACGAAUUCUCACUAGCACUAGAUAGAAAAGGAAGGCUAUUCACUUGGGGCAAUAAUCGCUACGGACAAUGUGGACAGGGACAUAGAUUAGUGAAUCUAUGGUCGCCAACACUACUGCCAAUACACGCUGUUACUGGGAUAUGGUGCGGUGAAGCACAUUCGGUUAUACGACUAUCUGUAGGAGAGUACUUCGUAUUUGGAAGAGCCUUUGGAUAUAUCAUAUAUGCGCCAGAGGAUAUCAAGGCACACUGUGAAGCUAUCAGGAACCAACAUAUAGAGGCGGUAGCAUGUGGAGGGGCGCUCACGGUGUUAUACACGGCCGAGCUACGCUACGUACUCCAUGUCCUGGGAGGCAGUCCAACAUUCGCGCAAUGUUACAAUCUUAGAGGUAACAUCAAGUCUAUAUGUACCAACGGACGCAUGAUAUCGGCCCUAGUAGGAAACAGUGAUGAAAGAGGUGCAGAACAGAGAGUUCUAGCUUGGGGACAGUUACGUUGCUUCUCACGCCAUUUCAAAGAACCACUGCCAAACACAGCUGUCCUAGUCAAUGCGUUUUGUGAAAUGUUCGAACACCCAGAAAGAAGGAAACCAAGAAGAUCGUUAAUCAAGGUAGAUUCACAUCUCGCCAAACCAUGUACAAUACCAUCACCAACGAAGAUCAAUAUCACGAAAAGGGUAGUAAGCCUAAAUUGUGACCAUCAACAGCUUAUCAUGACAUGUACUCAAGGGGUGGUAUUAGCAGUACAAACAUUCGAACUUCUACACAGUAACCCGAGCGACAUACGAGGAUCAGAUGAUCAUUCGAUACGCCUGGAUCCACAAGUUACAAACGCACAACUAGAACCCGGAUUAUACCAAUUUACGGCACUAGAAAAAGCGGAAACACCCAUACAAAUAGCCUACAACAGACUAUCAUGCUCUAUCGUCUACCGCGCCAUGGGCUAUGGCACAAAACGCCACAAAGGCGAACAUAGGCGCGGCCGCCAUCUACAAGUCGAUGAAGCAUUGUAUAUGGCAAAUCGAGAAGCAGCUUCUAAUCUAAGGUUAUGUAUACUCAAAGGAGAAGGAGCAGAAGGACAUAAACUGGGACCAUGUCAGUUCAGGCAAAUAUGUACUUUCAAACAAUUGGAUAUAAGAACUAGACCACUGACACAAAGAAUAGACAACCAUGGAAGCAAAUGCCCAUGGUGUCUAUCUCAUACCCAAAAAGAACUAGUCAUAUCGCAAUCGCAAAAUGUAUUCUUGGCCAUGGAACACAUCAAACAAGCAAUAUUAUAUGACCAAUUAGUCAUAGCACCAAAACAACAUAUACAAAGCACUCUCUACCUUGAUGAUCAAACAUAUACAGAAAUCAGAAACUACCAAAAGACACUUGUACAAAUGUUCCAUCAACAACAUAAAACUGUUAUAUUUGUAGAAACCGCACUCAAUGACCCAUACCACAGGAACAAAGAAGACGGAGGAACCAGAUACUAUCAACACGCUUAUAUACAAUGCUUCGCAAUACCAGAAAAUUAUAUUGACGAAGCAAAAAGUAUAUUCAAAAAAACAUUAACAGAAAUUGUACCCGAGUGGGCAAAUAACCGAAAACUUAUAAAUGUUACAGGAAAAACAGGGGUACGUGGACUAAUACCCAGAGGAUUCGACUUCGUUCACGUUGACUAUGGACUAUCGGGAGAUGCUAUAGCAUGUGUUGUAGAGGACCUCACCAAGGUCAACCAAGCAGUCGCCAGAGAAGUCAUAGCAGGCAUACUCAGAAUGGACGUUAUGCAACGCGCAUUCAGGACAAUCGACAAACAAACACAAGCAAUCAGCUGGAUGCGCAGACAGUAUAGUGAAUUCGAUUGGACAAAUACUAACUAG